Messenger RNA from Humulus lupulus (European hop), 1759 nucleotides. RefSeq lists its product as uncharacterized. Gene Ontology annotation, biological process: proteolysis. The coding region runs from base 114 to 839 and encodes 241 amino acids. The transcript has 2 exons. The record is from RefSeq and is a predicted model, not a curated record. Gene Ontology annotation, molecular function: cysteine-type peptidase activity. Lineage: Eukaryota; Viridiplantae; Streptophyta; Magnoliopsida; Rosales; Cannabaceae.
CUGUAAUCGGAGAUACUGAAGAUUCUGAAGUACAAUUCUUAAACAUAGCUCCACCAGCACCGGAGAAGAGGAGAGAAAGAAAGAGGCCUAGGUGGUUCGAUGAGUACACUGCAAUGAGGAAAAGGAAUAAGAAAUCGAAGACAGCAGUGAAUGUGGAUCCAUUGAGGGUUGUUGAUGGUAAAUUACUUAUGACCUUUCACAAGUGGUUGCUUGGCACCAUUGGGAAUAAAUAUCCGAGGGAAUGCUUCUCAGGGACACACGAUGCUGCUUGGUUCCUGAAACUGCAUACUCCGAGGACAUGGCUUUCUGACUCUCAUUUAGAUGCAGCAUUUCAUCUCAUGAGGAGGCGUCUAGAAUUUUAUCCUAACGUGUACCCUCAGAAAUGUGUUGUUAUGCCUACAAUUUUUCCCGAAUCAUUGAAGGGUCGGUGGGACGCUUUUCCAGGUUCUGACUACUCUAGAUUUAGUUGGGAUGACAGUAUAUUGGACCUGGUUAGGGGUGAUGCAGUCCAGUUCUUACCGAGUUGGCAGAACAAGGAGUUCAUUUAUUUUGCCCUCUUCUUGAAAGACCAAAUGCAUUGGGUAGCUGUAGAGGCAGACCUGAAUGGGUGGAUGCUCAACAUCUUUGACUCCAGUAUUGGAUCAAUUUCCGAAAACGAUUUGAUCAGCUUGAUGGUUGACUGGUGUACCAUUUUCCCGUCGGUCUUGCGACAGUCCGGUUUAUUUGAGAACCAUGACGUUAUACUCGCGCCUCAGUUGACAGCAUCAGAGAGUCAGGUCAGACCCUUCGAUUGGAAACUCAUUCCACGUGAAUUCGUACCGCAAACAAAAUCCAGGUGAACUUUAUUAAAUAUCACAUAUUAAUUAUUAUUUCUUAAUUACAAAACUUUAUUAAAUUAUUGUUUAUUUUCUAAUGCAGUGGCGAUUGCGGAUGUUACGUAAUUGAGCAUAUUGAACAUAAGCUUCUACAACUACCAUUUGAUAAUGUAACUGACAAUAAUAUGAAACUUUUUAGGCAAAGGUGGUGUGUAGACUUAUUCUACCAAAACUUAUGUUGAACGGUCUUAAUUUUUUUGAAUUGUAUAAUUUUUUUGAUUGCUCUUUUUGUAAUUACUACAUUUUAAUGUGCUUAAUCUUUGCAUCGUACUAUCAUCGAUCACUAUCGUACUCUAUCGUACCCUCACUUGCCUCACAAAUUUCACGAACAGUCCUGAAACCAUACCAUCGUACCAUUAUCGGACCAAUAUCGUACAUUAUCGUACCCUAAUGUCGUACAUUAACUAUCGUACUACAUCGAGCAACGUCGUACCAUAUUGUAAGAUACAUUUAAAUAAUCCUACAACAAACAAUAUCGUGCAUUGUCGUACUGGCAUCGUGCACUAUCGAACCAACACUGGAUUAUUACAUAUUUAAGAGUUUCAUAAUGGAGAAAAAAAUAGAAAAAAACCUGCAAAAUCCAGCACAUAACAAAUAUUACUAGUUCAAGCAGAAAUAAAACAUAAUAGGUCAACUAGAAUACAAACAAAACAAGUUAACCUCGGUACUUGCAAGACGCUUUGUUGUGCCCUUUACCACCACACUUGCUACAACAUCGUUGUAUCACAACCUUGUCUCCAUUAGAAGGAUAUCGAUUUUUCCUAAUUCGUCCGACCUUUUGCUUCUUCGGUCGGCCUACAGGUUUCUUCUCAAUCGGUACUCCAACUUGGAUGUUCUUAAUGUCUUCAGGCAAUUCCCAAUCAUCCUCAUCACCAACUGGCAUA